Messenger RNA from Perognathus longimembris pacificus (Pacific pocket mouse), 808 nucleotides. RefSeq names its product RAB27A, member RAS oncogene family (gene Rab27a). The coding region runs from base 44 to 706 and encodes 220 amino acids. Lineage: Eukaryota; Metazoa; Chordata; Mammalia; Rodentia; Heteromyidae. Gene Ontology annotation, cellular component: secretory granule; melanosome. Gene Ontology annotation, biological process: positive regulation of exocytosis; melanosome transport. The record is from RefSeq and is a predicted model, not a curated record. Gene Ontology annotation, molecular function: GTP binding; GTPase activity. The transcript has 6 exons.
ACAGGGAGAAGAGCAAAGGAGGUGCACCACAGAGCUCUUCAUUAUGUCCGAUGGAGAUUAUGAUUACCUCAUCAAGUUUUUAGCUUUGGGCGACUCUGGGGUAGGGAAGACCAGUGUACUUUACCAAUACACCGAUGGCAAAUUUAAUUCCAAGUUUAUCACCACAGUGGGCAUCGACUUCAGGGAAAAGAGAGUGGUGUACAGAGCCAGUGGGCCAGAUGGCGCCGUGGGCAGAGGCCAGAGGAUCCACCUGCAGCUGUGGGACACGGCGGGGCAGGAGAGGUUUCGUAGCUUGACAACAGCGUUCUUCAGGGAUGCCAUGGGUUUUCUUCUACUUUUUGAUCUGACGAAUGAACAAAGUUUCCUCAAUGUCCGAAACUGGAUAAGCCAGCUACAAAUGCAUGCCUACUGUGAGAACCCUGAUAUAGUGUUAUGUGGAAAUAAAAAUGAUCUGGAAGACCAGAGGGUGGUGAGAGAAGAGGAAGCCAGAGGCCUCGCGGAGAAGUAUGGGAUCCCUUACUUUGAAACCAGCGCUGCCAAUGGGACCAACAUAAGCCAAGCGAUUGAGGCGCUCCUGGAUCUCAUCAUGAAGCGCAUGCAGCGCUGCGUGGACAAGUCCUGGAUCCCCGAAGGUGUCGUGCGCUCCAAUGGCCACGGGGCGGCCCCUCCGUCAGGGGACGAGAAGAAGGGAACCUGUGGCUGUUGAAGGUCAAGGGAGCGUGGCAGUGAGUCGGGGGGCCCGCGCCUGCCGCCAUCUCUGUGCUUCGCCCUGCAGCCCAGGGAGACAGUCAGGCUCGGGGGUGAGCGG